Messenger RNA from Orbicella faveolata, 1251 nucleotides. Its product is annotated as histamine H2 receptor-like. Gene Ontology annotation, biological process: G protein-coupled receptor signaling pathway. NCBI's taxonomy places the organism in Eukaryota, Metazoa, Cnidaria, Anthozoa, Scleractinia, Merulinidae. Gene Ontology annotation, molecular function: G protein-coupled receptor activity. The record is from RefSeq and is a predicted model, not a curated record. Gene Ontology annotation, cellular component: membrane.
UUACCUUUAAUUGCUGAUAAUGAUAAUUGAGUAAUCGGCCGAGAAUUUAAGGCCGACUAAUAAAUUUGGCUAAUGCAUGGGAACCGUGAGAGAAAAACACAUGUCACACUUAAUGUGGCAGUGACAAUCCAGACAACAGCAAAUAAAAAUCCUCGCGGAUCGAGCGAUCUGAGAAGUCAGUUUACCUUCGCUGCUCUUUCUAAACAUGGCCAAACUCUCUGGAUGAAAUUUUACAAACGUUACUGAGAUGACAGCACAAGGCGACACACCAAAUCUCGCUCAAGAAGUCAGUAUCAUCACUAUCAUCAUUAACGGCAUCACUUGUCCCUUUACAGUUCUGUUUAAUGUGCUAGUGAUAAUGGCCGUGAAAAGAAGACGAAGACUCCAAAGCAACCCUAACAUCUUGUUGGCCUGCUUAGCGGCAACUGACGCACUAACUGGUCUAGUAGUACAGCCAUCGUUUAUCGCAUGGAAAACAUUUUAUCUCCUUAAUUAUAAUGGUAUCGAAAGAAGCGUGGCUGAAGGUUUUCACAAGUUCUUUUUGCGCGCCUUGACUGUCUGUUCGUCGCUUCAUCUGAUUUUGAUCACUUGCGAGAGGCUAAUAGCAAUUAAAUUUACCAUGAGCUACCCAUACAUUGUCACCAACCGGAAAAUCACGGUUGCAGUACUCAUUUUUUGGGCGUUUUCUUUUAUCCAAGGUAUUGGAUAUUUUUCCAAUAACGUCAUUUUAAGAGUUGCAUUUAAUUUAAUACUUUCUUUGGCUAUGACCUUCUGUAUCCUUUUUAUCACCAUAACCUAUGCUGUUUUGUACCGUGAAUCACGCCGCCACCAAAGCAUGAUGAAAGCCCAACAGCUACCCCAAGAAGAAGUGGAAAGGUUUGUUAAAGAGAACAAAGUGCUCAAGACCACUGCGUUCGUAGUGAGCGCUGUAUUGCUAAGUUUCCUUCCAAUGGCCUUAGGCUUAGCUAUCUUAUCAAUGGUAUUAGGAGUGAGGAGAGAUUUAAACUUGAACGCUGUGUUUGUUGUAUGGGUGCCGUUGGCUCGCACCUGCGCCGUAUUAAACUCGCUACUGAAUCCGUUGAUAUAUUGUUUGCGGCAAAAAGAAAUGAGAAAAUUUGUGUUUCGAGUUCCAUGCAAGCCUGUUGGACCCGCUAUGAACUGAACUGAGCAUUGAAAGAGGGCUUGAAAAACAGUACCUUGUAGAAGAGAACUAGCGAUGGUGUAAUCGCCACGCGGGCGCUGGGUUGACAU